UUUUCAAGAGAAUGCAAGCAAGGCGAAGCCAAGCGAGCAAAGUUUUUUCAAAAGCUUAUGUAUGAUUAUAAGUAUAAGUAUAAGAAUAAGUUCCAUGUUAAGAUACUAAGACAUGACCCCAAUGGAUGUAGUUUUAUGAGGAGUCGAGCCCUCGA
Messenger RNA from Striga hermonthica, 155 nucleotides. The record is from the annotation of a GenBank genome assembly. NCBI's taxonomy places the organism in Eukaryota, Viridiplantae, Streptophyta, Magnoliopsida, Lamiales, Orobanchaceae.